Molecule: messenger RNA, 1560 nt
Organism: Ostertagia ostertagi
Lineage: Eukaryota; Metazoa; Nematoda; Chromadorea; Rhabditida; Trichostrongylidae
Source: the annotation of a GenBank genome assembly
AUGGGAAACGCCUACCUUCCUAUCAACGAGAAUUGGGAACUUUUCUAUAAGACGAAUGAAAAAUCAUGCGAAGAGACAAAAGAAGCUGGCGCCCGAGCUUUGGUAACUGCCGCAAAACGGGUGUUGGAUGAUUUGAAACCUGACAUGGAUGGUGAAGCACGUGUGGAUGCCUGGCUUUUUGAUGUCGACUGGUCGUUCAGGGGUGAUCACGAGUUUCCAGAGUGGUACUUCAAGUUGUUUUCGAAACGAGGCAAUGUUUAUCUUGACAAAGAGUCGUUGACUAGUGAAGAUGUAACCAUGAAGAGUGCCUACGUCCCACUUAUAUUUGCUAGUCACUGUGCUUGCGUCACGGAAAUAAUUCGAGCGAAGAAUGAGGUUAGGGAGACAUCCGACGACUCCUUAGAAUCUCACUGCCCGCCCUUCUGGGAGUAUGAACACAUCUGCAAAGUUAUAUCGAAGAACAUUCAAGAAUUUGGUGACAUGGAACCAUUUGGAAAAGCUCAUGCAUUUGGCUUCUUCCACUUCUAUCGGCUUCCACACCCGUUGGGAGGGCAGAACGUUGGCGAUCCGCUUGGGAAGCACUUUCUCCGUUACAUCGACUCGAAAAUACUGCGGCCAACAAGACAUGUUGACGAGUUCUUCGUUCUACUCGAAGCAAUGAAAGUUACGAAAUUCUGGACUAACUACGCAAAACGAGUUGAAUCCGAAAUUCCGGUGUGGUACGAGACUAAUGAAGGACCGAGACUCGGUGCUAUAGCCCCAGCGAUCAUUCCAGCAGGAACAGUGUCCCGGCGAAGUGUGCACAAGCUGUGGGUUACGCUUACGAAUGAGUCUGAGCAGUGGCUCGCUGGCCUGUUUGGAGAUGCAAGCCAUGCAAAAGCACUGCCGGAGUGUGCACGUCAACCUGGUCUAACUCCGUUCAGUAAUAUGAUGCUAGCCGGGUCGAAGUCCGAUGGCACCGAUUUGCAUUCUGUGGUGGCCAAUCAGUUGAAAAUUGACAGAAGUCAGGCGAAGGCGUUGAACUAUGCACGAAUGUACGGUGCUGGAGAGAUCAAUGCCACAAAAACCCUGUCACAGGCAGGAAUGACGAUGGAUCAAGCCACGAAAACAGCAAAGGAACUUUUUGCGGUGACAAAGGGAACGGAGAGCAGCUGGAAAAUGCUUCGCAAAGAGGUACAGCCACUUCUGCUGAAAUUCGUAGCUGAACGACAGCUGGACAAACCAGGCAAUUAUCUGACGGUCGAUGGUAGAUUCUACAUACCCAAUUAUGACAAUCACAUGAACGAAUCUGCCACAUUCAACUAUUUGGAAAUGCAAACACAUCGUGAGGUGCUUCGAACACCAGUGCUGGACUGUCGACUUUCCGACUCGCUUUCAGCGCUUCCAAAAGAAACACCUGACAGAUGGAGUUUCACGGCGAAGUAUAAACGAUCGGUGAUGAAUUGGAUUUCGCAAAGUGAGGGAUCGCUUCAGAGGAAGCUUUGUAUCGAAAGAGUUGCAUCUGUGCAGUCCCAACAAGCUUGUACGAUCCCUUCAGUGAAGGCUAUACGGCGACACUAG